AUGUGGCCCCUGGCCACUGUGACCGCCUUCCUGACCAUGACCCUGUCAGGCGGCAUCUCUCAAGAGUUUCCCAAGAUUCUCAACACCACCAAUGGAACCAAUGGGUUUCUCCCUGGUGGCUACAUCUGCCUCCCCCAUUAGCCCUGGCAGGCAGCCCUACUAGUGUGAGGGCAGCUGCUCUGUGGGGGAGUUCUGGUCCACCCCAAAUGGGUCCUGAUUGCCGCACACUGUCUGAAGGACAGGUACAGAGUUUACCUAGGCAAGCAUGCUCUGGGGCGUGUGGAGGCUGGAGAGCAAGUGAGGGAGGCAGUCCACUCUAUCCCCCACCCUCAAUACCAGAUCAGCCCCACCCACCUGAACCAUGACCACAACAUCAUGCUUCUGGAGCUGCAGUCACCAGUCCAGCUCACGAGCCACAUCCGCGUCCUGCCCCUCUCCCACAAUGACUGCCUCCCCCCGGGCACUUGCUGUCGGGUAUCUGGCUGCGGCACCACCACCCGCCCCCACGUGAGUUUCCCUCAAACCCUACAAUGUGCCAACAUCCAGCUAUGCUCAGAUGAGGCACGUCAUCAAGUCCACCCAGGGAAGAUCACACCCAACAUGCUGUGUGCUGACGCAAAAGAGGGUGGCAAAGACUCCUGUGAGGUACCAAUAGGACCUACUGCUCAGAGCUGUUGGGAGGACUGAGUGAAAGAUUGGCAUUUAAAGGCUCUCCACACAGCAACUUCCCAAUCA
Messenger RNA from Diceros bicornis minor, 735 nucleotides. RefSeq names its product kallikrein-13-like. NCBI's taxonomy places the organism in Eukaryota, Metazoa, Chordata, Mammalia, Perissodactyla, Rhinocerotidae. Gene Ontology annotation, biological process: proteolysis. Gene Ontology annotation, molecular function: serine-type endopeptidase activity. The record is from RefSeq and is a predicted model, not a curated record.